Messenger RNA from Cinara cedri, 3919 nucleotides. NCBI's taxonomy places the organism in Eukaryota, Metazoa, Arthropoda, Insecta, Hemiptera, Aphididae. The record is from the annotation of a GenBank genome assembly.
UAUAGCAAAAACGAUUUCCAAGAGAAUACACCUAGAAUACAGUUAAAUUCGUGCGUACUAGCCGGUAUAGAUAUCUAUAUAAUUAAAACAAAUCAAAUCUUUCUUUUUAUUUUAAAAAUUCCGUGUGCUUACCUAACUACUUGAAUUUGACAAAAAAAUUGUAUGUAUCUGUAUAGGUUAGAUUAGAAUAACUGCUUUGUUUAUAAUGACUGAUUUUUUAAAAAAUGUUUUUUAAUUCGGCUAAGGUUAGUAUCUGUAUUAUAAUGCUUUUCGUUCGUUUAAAACGCUAUCAAUAACAGAUGGUUCAAUAAUUUAAAAAAAAAACCUUUUUGACAAGAAUAUAAAUAUACUUAUACGUUUAAAACUUAUUGCAGAGUGGUUCUGAAAUGUUCAAGAGUUGUUAUCGAUGUUGUUUAUUUUAUUUCGGUUUCCGACGUCGACGCGACGAAGUGGGCCUAAAUUUGGGACUGUUGGAAAAUGGAAACUCGAUUGCUGGAAGUACCGAACACUAUACCGUCCAAAAGAUAUCGAGGUUGGUAGUUAUCAAAUAAUAUUAAGAAAAGAGCUUACAUCAUAUUAUACAAUAUAAAUGCAAUUUAACAUCAGUUAUGGUCUUUAACAUAUUAUAUAUAUUACAGUUUUGGUCGACAUAUUUCACACGACGAGGAUGGGCUUUCCGUUUCCGGAUUUACGAGUGAUGGCGAAGACGAAGAUCCUCCUCCGAAAACACAAUCGAUGAAAAAAAAAGCAAAAUGGGGUAAAGCGAUGAAUAAAACCAAAGACCCAAAAACGCCCAACUCGUUUCAAACUCUUGCCGGUGUCAGUAUGAUGAUGUUACAACCCAUUACAGCAGGAGCUGGUUCUACUUCUACACCGGACUUGGUGAGCUCUUUAUUAUUAUACAUUUAAUAUUCAAAUACACUAUAAAUGACUCAGGAGAUUCUUUAUAGAGAUUUAUAGAGAUAGGAGAUUUCUUCUAUCACUUUCAGCUACCAUAUACCUACCCACAAGAUGAUUAUUUGUGAAUUCCUUAAAUUGACUAUUUAACCACGUAAUUCAUCAUUUCACGUAAUUUCAUUCAUGAACGGUAUCAAUGUAGUUAUAUUCAAAUAUUCUAUACAAUUGAGAAGUUCAGCGACAAUUGUUAAUUAUGGUGUCUGUAUGGUAAUAUUGAUUACUGAAGUAGGUAUCAUUGGACUCGAUGGCAAAAUCAAUACAACUGAUUCUAUAACUUAAUAUAAAUAUCUACUAUUUUCAGUUAUUUUGGCAUUAUAAAUUCUUAAUUGUUAUUAUGUUUUAUUUUUAUUUUUUAAGAGUUUAACAUCGAGUAAGAAAGAAUUUUCCAAAAAAGAAGACAAAAUGGACUAUCUUUCUCCUGCUUCGUGCAAAGAAACCACAGGUUGGCUUAAAUCUCAAAGUAUGCAGGUAAAGAAAAUGCUAUGUUUUUCUAAUUAAAUAAUAAUGUAUAUAGUAAAUUAUGAUCUUUCGUUUUAGGAUGUGACGUCAACUACAGAUUCUGAUAGUUUUGCGCUGUCGUUGAAAAGCGCCGAUGACGCUAUUGCAAACCCAUCUGCACGUCCUCAUCGUUUUGGCUCAGUGGCAACGUCUAUGUAUAAUGUCACUAGUAGAUUAACGUCUAUAAGAUCAAAGUCUACCGAAGCGGUUUCGAACACUUGGAUAACACCGGUGGACAACGCUCCUCCCGUCGAUCCAAAUGCACACCAAGAACAAGCUUAUGGAAACAUUAAUUUUAAAAUAACUUACGAUCAACAUACGAAAAAGUAAGUGUUAUCAGUAAAAAUACAAACUCUAUUUCCUUUACACGGUCUACAUACACACCGAACACGUAUAUUAUAUGUGUAUAUUGCAUGCGUAUAUUUUUUGUUGUAUAUAAAAUGUACGUAAUAAUUAGUUUAGGAUCAAUAUGUUUAUUAUUCAUUAAUUUUAUUCCCUUAAAGAUAUAUACGACUAUGCAAGUUUAUAAUAUUUCUAAAGGUAAUAUGCUAGGAGCUAGUUUUAAUUGAAAAAUUAAUUUUAAGGUUGUUUGUUCGUGUGGACAACCUGGAUGGAUUAGCGCCGAAAGGAAAAGAUAAACGACCUUAUAAGACGGUUUUAAAACUUACACUGUUGCCCCAGGAAAAAUCCAUAAAAACUAGUAAAACUAUAGCAGCCGCUAUGAGUCCCGUUGUAAACGAAGAUUUCUUUAUAAGUACCAAGUGUAUUGCAAACAAAGUUCUGAGGUAGGUAAAUUACAUUUUAAUGGAUUUUUUUUAUGUUGUAAAAUGUAUACGGUAUUUAGGGUAUCUGUUUUUGAUCACGAAUAUCAAGGGAAAUAUGAUGCGGUUGGCCAUGCUCUAUUUUAUUUGGAUAACAUAACGCCCAGUAACGACGGGGCACAAAGCGUUAAACUUUACAAAAAUUCUUGGGUAUGUCGAAAAAUAAUAAAUAUAUUAUAAAAUUAAUUUACAGCGGUGUACUUACAGUGGUCAAAAUUCGUCUUCUGUUUUAUCAUAAUUUAUUUAACCAACAUCAAUUUUAAUUUUUGUAAUACUGCAUGGUCUAAAAGCUAAUAUAAGUAUUAGGUGAACACAGUAGAUCUUUACGGUUAUUUUUAACCGAAUUGCAACAAAAAAAUAAAAUCAAAAAUAACGGAAACCAUUAUUGUGUAAAUUUCCUCGUUGUUUUCCGGUUUUUCUCAAUUAUAAAGAAAACUACAAGGAGAAUAAAAAUUUACCCUUCCUUCCAAUGCACCAACUAGAAAAAGUUUUCUAUCAGGAUCAUCCCUUAUUGAAGUUGAUGAUAGGAGCAAGAUUUCUUGUAGAACAUUUUUUAGAGAAGUAAAACAGUGAGAAAAAAACACGCAGACACAUAUAUCUGUUAUGCUUAGAAUCUAAAAUAUUAGGGACAAGGUUGUUUUUUGGUUAUCAUCUUCCAGAAAAAAAUUUAAAUACAGUUGUUACAUAUCACAUUUUGGAUAGGUGAAUGUUCCUGGUAAUUGGAAUUUGGGAUAGUCAGGUAGAACGAGUAUUAAAAUUCAAAGUAGUAGGUCUUAGGGGUUGAAAAAUAUAUAUUUAUAUGAAUAAAAAUUUUUGAGAUGAGUGGUGUUUUUGAAUUUCCAAUUCUGCUACACCAAAUAAUUAUAGUUUGGUUACCACUGCAGGCCACUAAUAAAUUAUACAGUAAUACAUACCUAUCUAUUUUAAUUUUAUUUAAUUUAGCCUGAUUUAAACCAUUGCAAUUUAAAUAUCAGCUUAAGUUAUAAAAAACAACAAGAAACGUUGCAUAUUGUCGUUCACGAAGCUAAUAAUUUAAAUCUGCCUCACGGUUAGUAAAAUAAUAUUAUUAAUAAUUUUGCAGUGCAUAAAUUAAAACUUAACUUAAAUUUAUUUUAAUAUAGAUACCUAUGUACCUUUUAAAAUAAUUAAAUUAUGUAUUUAUUUUAGAAAAAUCCCGAACUUUUGUGAAAAUUGCUUAUUUUAACAAGGGCAAACGAACCAAGGAAUAUCAAUCACCAUCAGUACCGAACCUAAAAAACGAUCCUAAGGCGACGUAUGAAUUUAAAGUCGAUGUUCGGCUGGAUUUAAAUUCCGCAACAAAUGGUUAUAUAGUAAUUGGGUUGAAAGAAAAAGGAUUUUUAAAAAGGAACGAAAGCAAUUUAGGAAGAGUAAUAUUUGGUCCCUUUUUGUAUACGGAAAGAGGGUACGAUUUAACUCCUUGGGGCAAGGUUCUAUUGACCAAAGAAGGUGUUUCAGAUACGUUUAAAACAUAUUUAUAGCUUAUGAAGAACAAAAAAUAUAAAUUAAUAUUUAAAGAAAAUAAUAUACUCUUAUAAAUAUAAUAUACAGGUGUUGUUCUAUUUAAUAUGCACACUCAUUUCGUGAUUAAUUUUCGAUUUUAAAUAUAAAUAUAUGUAUUAUAU